Phacochoerus africanus (Common warthog) is the source of this 4399-nucleotide messenger RNA. It is a transcript of the gene ESRRG, whose product is annotated as estrogen related receptor gamma. Gene Ontology annotation, biological process: regulation of DNA-templated transcription; retinoic acid receptor signaling pathway. Gene Ontology annotation, molecular function: sequence-specific DNA binding; nuclear steroid receptor activity; steroid binding. The record is from RefSeq and is a predicted model, not a curated record. The transcript is spliced from 7 exons. The coding region runs from base 151 to 1527 and encodes 458 amino acids. Gene Ontology annotation, cellular component: nucleus. Lineage: Eukaryota; Metazoa; Chordata; Mammalia; Artiodactyla; Suidae.
CCUUGAUUAGGAGAGUGUGAGAGCUUUGGUCCCAACUGGCUGUGCCUAUAGGCUUGUCACUAGGAGAACAUUUGUGUUAAUUGCACUGUGUUCUGUCAAGGAAACUUUGAUUUAUAGCUGGGGUGCACAAAUAAUGGUUGCCGGUCGCACAUGGAUUCGGUAGAACUUUGCCUUCCUGAAUCUUUUUCCCUGCACUACGAGGAAGAGCUUCUCUGCAGAAUGUCCAACAAAGACCGACACAUUGACUCCAGCUGUUCGUCCUUCAUCAAGACGGAACCCUCCAGCCCGGCCUCCCUGACGGACAGCGUGAACCACCACAGCCCAGGUGGCUCUUCAGACGCCAGUGGGAGCUACAGUUCAACCAUGAAUGGCCAUCAGAACGGACUUGACUCGCCACCUCUCUACCCUUCUGCUCCUAUCCUCGGGGGCAGUGGGCCUGUCAGGAAACUGUAUGAUGACUGCUCCAGCACCAUUGUGGAAGACCCCCAGACCAAGUGCGAAUACAUGCUCAACUCGAUGCCCAAGAGACUGUGUUUAGUGUGCGGCGACAUUGCGUCUGGGUACCACUAUGGGGUAGCAUCCUGUGAAGCCUGCAAGGCGUUCUUCAAGAGGACGAUUCAAGGUAACAUAGAGUACAGCUGCCCUGCCACGAAUGAAUGUGAAAUCACAAAGCGCAGACGUAAAUCCUGCCAGGCUUGCCGCUUCAUGAAGUGUUUAAAAGUGGGCAUGCUGAAAGAAGGAGUGCGCCUCGACAGAGUACGCGGAGGUCGGCAGAAGUACAAGCGCAGAAUAGAUGCGGAGAACAGCCCGUACCUGAACCCUCAGCUGGUGCAGCCAGCCAAAAAGCCAUAUAACAAGAUUGUCUCACAUUUGUUGGUGGCUGAACCGGAGAAGAUCUAUGCCAUGCCUGACCCCACCGUUCCCGACAGUGACAUCAAAGCCCUCACUACGCUGUGCGACUUGGCUGACCGCGAGCUGGUGGUCAUCAUUGGAUGGGCGAAGCAUAUUCCAGGCUUCUCCACGCUCUCCCUGGCGGAUCAGAUGAGUCUUCUGCAGAGUGCUUGGAUGGAAAUUUUGAUCCUGGGUGUCGUGUACCGGUCUCUUUCGUUUGAGGAUGAACUUGUCUAUGCAGACGAUUAUAUAAUGGAUGAAGACCAGUCCAAGUUAGCGGGCCUUCUAGACCUAAACAAUGCUAUCCUGCAGCUGGUGAAGAAAUACAAGAGCAUGAAGCUGGAGAAGGAAGAAUUCGUCACCCUCAAAGCCAUAGCUCUUGCUAAUUCAGACUCCAUGCACAUAGAAGAUGUCGAAGCCGUGCAGAAGCUUCAGGAUGUCCUGCACGAGGCCCUGCAGGAUUAUGAGGCCGGCCAGCACAUGGAAGACCCUCGCAGGGCCGGCAAGAUGCUGAUGACGCUGCCGCUGCUGAGGCAGACCUCCACCAAGGCCGUGCAGCAUUUCUACAACAUCAAACUGGAAGGCAAAGUCCCCAUGCACAAACCUUUUUUGGAAAUGCUGGAGGCCAAGGUCUGACUAAACGCUUCUUGGGCCAUCCUAUCCUGCUCGCUGAAAAAGGGAAAAGAAACCCAAGAGCGAUGUCGAAGAAACUUAGAGUUUAGUUAACAACAUCAGAAAUCAACAAAGACUGCACUGACAGCUUAGCAGCAAGACUACCAAGCAGCUUUCAGAUUCCUCUGUGUCUCCCCGUUGAGUUUCUGUCCACCUUAAUCUCAUCUUUUCUCCCUUUUUAUUCCCCCUCUUUGUUUUUUCUCCCUCUCUUGUUCCUUCUCUCCUUUCUUUCUUGCUUCCUUCCUUGCUGGUUCCCUGUCUCUCCUUCCCUCCUUCCUUCCCUCCUUCCUUCCUUCUCCUAUUUUCCUGCCUCUUUUCUCAUCCUUCCCCUUUCUUUGGAACUUUAAUAGCUUUCAUUUUAAGAAAAACUUCCUUCUCUUCCUUUCUUUUUCUCUCCCUUCCUCCCGCCUCCCCUCCCUCCUUCCUUCCGUCCUUUCUUCCUUCUUCCUCGCUUCCUUCCUUCUUUCCCUCUGCUGCUGAACUUUUAAAAGAGGUCUCUGAUUGUAGAGAUGGAAGCCAGCCCUGCCAAAGGAUGGAGAUCCAUACUAUGGAUACCAGUGAACUUCUUGUGAACCAUGACGUCCCCAGUGACUAAGGAAUCAAAGAGAGAGAACCAACGUACCUGAAAGUAGAGUGCAACAUACGCAAAUUGACAGAGUGCAGUAUUAGAUUCCACACGGAGCAGCCGCUAAUUAGACGACUUAAGCAACGUUGCAUCGGCUGCUUCUUAUCAUUGCUUUUCCAUCUAGAUCAGUUACAGCCAUUUGAUUCCUUAAUUGUUUUUUCAAGUCUUCCAGGUAUUUGUUAGUUUAGCUACUAUGUAACUUUUUCAGGGAAUAGUUUAAGCUUUAUUCAUUCAUGCAAUACUAAAGAGAAAUAAGAAUACUGCAAUUUUGUGCUGGCUUUGAACAAUUAUGAACAAUAAUGAAGGACACAUGAAUCCUGAAGGAAGAUUUUUAAAAAAAUGUUUCGUUUCUUCUUACAAAUGGAGAUUUUUUUGUACCAGCUUUACCACUUUUCAGCCAUUUAUUAAUAUGGGGAUUUAACUUACUCAAGCAAUAGUUGAAGGGAAGGUGCAUAUUAUCACGGAUGCAAUUUAUGUUGUGUGCCAGUCUGGUCCCAAACAUCAAUCUCUUAACAUGAGCUCCAGUUUACCUAAAUGUUCACUGACACAAAGGAUUAGAUUACACCUACAGUGACUCCGCGCGGUCACGUGUGCAAGGACUGCACGUGGAGUACAGAUCCGUAGAAUUAUCAGGAAUGCACCUCUGCCUGGGAGGUCCAGUCGCCAUAUGAUUUCUAGCUGCCACCUCAGUUAGGAAUGAGCUUCUGCCUGUUUGCAAAGUUACAGACCUUGUCCCAGAAGGAGCUGUGAGCCAGUUUUCAUUUAAGAGGCAAUAAGGCAAAUGCCAGAAUUUGGAAAAAAAAAAAAAAAUCAGAUCAAAUCAUCAGAGACAGCAGACGCCUGACCAAAUUCUCAGACAUAUGAGUUGAUUCAUUUAGGAAUGUUUGUUUUGAUUAAUCUGCCAUUUUUAACCAAGAGCUAAGCCAAUCUCUGUUUUUCAACCAAUAUUGUCACAGCAAGAAAGUCAGUCAGGUUCCAGACUGUUAAGAGGUGUAAUCUAAUGAAGAAAUCAAUUAGAUGCCCCCGAAAUCUACAGUCGCUGAAUAACCAAUAAACAGUAACCUCCAUCAAAUGCUAUACCAAUGGACCAGUGUUAGUAGCUGCUCCCUGUACUAUGUGAACAGUCUUAUUCUAUGUACACAGAUGUAAUUAAAAUUGUAAUCCUAACAAACAAAAGAAACGUAGUUCAGCUUUUCAAUGUUUCAUGUUUGCUGUGCUUUUCUGAAUUUUAUGUUGCAUCCGAAGACUGUUGUCUUGUUCUUCUUGUGGUGUUUGGAUUCUUGUGGUGUGUGCUUUUAGACACAGGGUAGAAUUAGAGACAAUAUUGGAUGUACAAUUCCUCAGGAGACUACCGUAGUAUAUUCUAUUCCUUACCAUUAAUAAGGUUCUUCCUAAUACUAAUUAAGAGAUUGACGCUCCAAACACGUAUUCAUGACGAACAGAUACACAUCAAAAUCAUAAUAAUAUUUUCAAAACAAGGAAUAAUUUCUCUAAUGGUUUAUUAUAGAAUACCAAUGUAUAGCUUAGAAAUAAAACUUUGACUAUUUCAAGAAUAUAGAUAAGUCUAAUUUUUAAACGCUGUAUAUAUGGCUUUCACUCAGUCAUCUCUCAGAUGUUGUUAUUAACUCGCUCUGUGUUGUUGCAAAACUUUUCGGUGCGGACACGUUUCCAAAACUAUUGCUACUUUGUGUGCUUUAAACAAAAUACCUUGGGUUGAGGUUUUAUCAACCUAGUGCUAGGAGUACUGUGUAUCUAUCAUUAGCUGUAUGGGACUGUAGCGUAGAUUGUGGUUUCUCAGUAGAGAAGUGACUGUAGUGUGAGUCUAGAUAGAUCAUCAUUAGCAGUUCAUUCAGAUGGUCAGUAACUUGAAAUUUAUAGCUGUGAUAGGAGUUCAGAAAUUGGCACAUCCCUUUAAAAAUGACAACAGAAAAUACAACUCCUGGGAAAAAAAAAAAAAAAAAGGUGCUGAUUCUCUAAGAUUAUUUAUAUACGUAAGUGUUUAAAAAGAUUAUUUUCCAGAAAGUUUGUGCAGGGUUUAAGUUGCUACUACUCAACCACACACUAUAUAUAAAUAAAUAUAUACACUAUAUACAUUGAUUUCACUGAAUCACAUUGAAGUACUUGGGCUUCAGAAGUAAGAGCCAAUCAACUGAAAACAGGAGAUGGAGAGAUGCAGAAAAAAAAAAAAAAAGUACUGUUUUUAGUUUUCAG